AUGGCAGACUACCCUCUCAGCAAUGGGAGCAGCACAGUGCCAGCUACAGUCGUGACAGGAACCAACACAUCUGCUGAAGGGCAUCCAUCUUCAAACAGAAACGGGUCUACAAUUCCCCUAUCAGAUUUACUCGACAACCGAACGGAAGAUACAACUGCCGUUGCUUCCACGACAAAUCAGGUACCCCAGGGCAGCGUCAACACCGUGCAAUUGUCACAGACCCGGCAACCUGAACUAGCUCACUCGUCCGAAGAACUCAAAUUGCAGCAGCAGCAACAGCAGUCUCAUUUGCAAAUCCAAUCGCAAGACCCAAACCAAUCCCAACUACAAGAGCCAAUAGACGAAGGAGAAGAAACAGUCGAUGAAGACACUGAGCCCAUUCGAAAUGGACACAACGACACUUUAGAAGACGAAGAAGAUGAGAAGGAUACUGAAGACGAUAGUCUAGAUAAUAUCAGUGACGACGAUGACAACACCUCUCACGGUGUCAACCAUAUAGCCAAGCUCUAUCGACAAGAACAUGGACCCACAACCGAUGGCGAAGUUAACCAAUUCAUCUGCAAAUGGCAAAACUGCCAGCAGCCCGAGCAACUGAACCUUGAAGAAAUGAUAUCACAUCUGAUAGACGGUCAUGUUGGACAGAGUUCCAACUAUGCCUGUGAAUGGGACCAAUGCACACAAAAAGGAUCUCCCCAAGAGUCAAAAUCCGUCCUCGUCCAUCAUUCACGACAGCACAUUCCACAGCUGCCAUUCUUCUGCUUCGUUCCUGAAUGCGAUCGAACCUUUUCACGAACUGCCACGCUCAUUAAACACGUUCGAGUCAUCCACGGAUACGACCCCAUAACCCGAGAAGUGGAACCCAACGAAAACUCACGACCCAAAGAAAAGGAGCCAAAAGAGCCUCUAGCGAAAGCCAAAGCACUAAACCCCGGUCUCCUAACACAGAUCAGAAAAAUCAGAGAAAAAGAGAGUCUCUACGACACUCGCGAGAACGACGAGCUCGACAACGACCUCACCCUACAGGACGAAUCCGACCCCGAAGCAACCAUCAACCAGCUCAAGCGACAACUCCUCUGGUCUCUAGAACUUCAAGAACAGCUAGAAUCCGAGCUCAAGACCGCCAAAAAACAAAAAAAUAUCGAAGUCCUCCGCAAAGAACGACUCUUCGACGAGCUCCUAGCGACCCAACUCGGUCCCGACGCCGCUGCCUCGCUGGCCAUCUCCUGA
Molecule: messenger RNA, 1227 nt
Organism: Sugiyamaella lignohabitans
Lineage: Eukaryota; Fungi; Ascomycota; Dipodascomycetes; Dipodascales; Trichomonascaceae
Gene: iec1
Product: Ino80 complex subunit Iec1
Exons: 1
Coding region: 1-1227 (408 amino acids)
Biological process (GO): regulation of transcription by RNA polymerase II
Cellular component (GO): nucleus
Molecular function (GO): RNA polymerase II cis-regulatory region sequence-specific DNA binding; DNA-binding transcription factor activity, RNA polymerase II-specific
Source: RefSeq, a predicted model, not a curated record